CACCGCAGCUACCGGGGGCCACUUGCCCGACCGCCCCCCACUCCGUCAGCGGGGCCCCCGAUGGCAGUGGGCACCUCCCCUUGAAACCUGCCAAGCUGGACGCCACAGCCCUGCACGACCACACCUCGGCCAGCUCCUCGACCCUCUCCGAGGCCUGCAGCCAUGAGGUCCCAGCCUGCGGCCCCGGCAUCCCUGAAGAGUGCUAUGUGAGCGAGGCUGCGGAAGAUGCUCCCAGCUGCAGGGACCUCCGGGAUGCCUGCACCAUCACCGACGUGUGCAACAGCACCGACCUUCCGGAAGUCGAGAUCAUCAGCCUGCUGCAGGAGCAGCUGCCCCACUACAGGCUGAGAGCCGACGCCAUCUACGGCUACGACCACGAUGACUGGCUGCACACGCCCCUCAUUUCCCCAGACGCCAACAUCGACCUCACCACCGAGCAGAUUGAGGAGACGCUGAAAUACUUCCUUCUCUGUGCUGAAAGAGUUGGCCAGAUGACUAAGACGUACAAUGACAUAGACGCAGUCACGAGGCUUCUGGAGGAGAAAGAGCGGGACUUGGAGCUGGCUGCGCGGAUUGGGCAGUCGCUGCUGAAGAAGAAUAAGACCCUAACAGAGAGGAAUGAGCUGUUAGAAGAGCAGGUGGAGCACAUACGGGAGGAGGUGUCUCAGCUGCGGCACGAGCUGUCCAUGAAGGAUGAGCUGCUUCAGUUCUACACCAGUGCCGCCGAGGAGAGCGAGCCCGAGUCUGUGUGUUCAACCCCGCUGAAGAGGAAUGAGUCAUCCUCCUCCGUCCAGAAUUACUUCCACCUGGACUCUCUGCAGAAGAAGCUGAAGGACCUGGAAGAGGAGAAUGUUGUACUUCGAUCUGAGGCUUGCCAGCUGAAGACGGAGACCAUUACCUACGAGGAGAAGGAGCAGCAGCUGGUGAACGACUGUGUGAAGGAGCUGAGGGACGCCAAUGUCCAGAUUGCGAGCAUCUCGGAGGAGCUGGCCAAGAAAACAGAGGACGCCGCCCGCCAGCAGGAGGAGAUCACACACCUGCUGUCGCAAAUCGUGGACCUACAGAAGAAGGCAAAAGCUUGUGCGGUGGAAAAUGAAGAGCUUGUCCAGCACCUGGGCGCGGCCAAGGAUGCCCAGCGGCAGCUCACGGCCGAGCUUCGUGAGCUGGGGGAGAAGUAUGCAGAGUGCAUGGAGAUGCUGCACGAGGCACAGGAGGAGCUGAAGAACCUGAGGAACAAGACGAUGCCCAACACCGCGUCCCGGCGCUACCACUCGCUGGGCCUGUUCCCCAUGGACUCCUUGGCCGCAGAAAUUGAGGGAACUAUGCGCAAGGAGCUGCAGCUGGAAGAGCCGGAGUCCCCGGACAUCACCCACCAGAAGCGUGUCUUUGAGACUGUGAGGAACGUCAAUCAGGUGGUCAAGCAGAGGUCGCUGACCCCUUCCCCCAUGAACAUCCCGGGCUCCAACCAGUCCUCAGCCAUGAACUCGCUCCUGUCGAGCUGCGUCAGCACCCCCCGCUCCAGCUUCUACGGCAGCGAUGUCAGCAACGUGGUCCUCGACAACAAGACCAACAGCAUCCUCCUGGAAACCGAGGCAGCCGACCUGGGGAAUGAGGAGCACAGUAAGAAGCCAGGCACACCGGGCACACCAGGCUCCCACGACCUGGAGACAGCGCUCCGGCGGCUGUCGCUGCGCCGUGAAAACUACCUGUCUGAGCGGAGGUUCUUCGAGGAAGAGCAGGAGCGGAAGCUGCGGGAGCUGGCUGAGAAGGGGGAGCUGCACAGCGGCUCGCUCACGCCCACUGAGAGCAUCAUGUCGCUCGGCACGCACUCGAGAUUCUCCGAGUUCACCGGCUUCUCCGGCAUGUCCUUCAGCAGCCGCUCCUACCUGCCUGAGAAGCUGCAGAUCGUGAAACCCCUCGAAGGUUCGGCCACACUUCACCACUGGCAGCAACUGGCCCAGCCUCAUCUUGGGGGCAUCCUGGACCCCCGUCCUGGUGUGGUCACCAAGGGCUUCCGGACUCUGGACGUUGACCUGGAAGAAGUGUACUGCCUUAACGACUUUGAGGAAGACGACACAGGUGACCACAUUUCUCUCAUGGGCCUAGCUACCUCCACGCCAGUUCAGCACCUGGGAACCUCAGGUGAGAGGUCCCGAGCACGUGUGGCUGUCUCAGGCACCAGAAGUCACCCCAGCCAGCCUCAGGCUGCCCCAGAGGAGAUGCAGAGGCCACCAGCGCCAGCGGGCCUGGAGGACGAGGAGGAGGGGUCUGCGCACCACCCUGGGAAGUGCAUGUCACAGACCAACUCCACCUUCACCUUCACCACCUGCCGCAUCCUGCACCCUUCAGAUGAGCUCACUCGGGUCACGCCAAGCCUUAACUCGGCCCCGGCUCCAGCUUGUAGCAGCUCCAGCCACCUGAAAUCCACACCAGUGGCCACACCGUGCACCCCCCGGAGACUGAGCCUGGCUGAGUCCUUCACGAACGUCCGAGAGUCCACAACCACCAUGAGCACGUCCCUGGGGCUCGUGUGGCUGCUGAAGGAGUGGGGUAUCUCGGCAGCUGUGUAUGACCCCCAGAGUUGGGAUAGGGCCGGCAGGGACUCCCUCCUCCACUCCUAUGCCCCUAGGAUGGCCGUGAUCCCAUCCACGCCCCCAAACUCCCCUCUGCAGACGCCUGUGGCCUCCCCACCCUCCGUAGAAUUCACAUGCACGAGCCCUCCCUACAGCAACUUCCUGGCCUCCAAGCCUGCAAGCUCCAUCCUGAGGGAGGUGAGGGAAAAGAAGCGCGUGCGGAGCAGCGAGAGCCAGACAGACGUGUCCGUCUCCAACCUCAACCUUGUGGACAAAGUCAGGAGGUUCGGGGUGGCCAGAGCAGUGAACUCAGGGCGAGCCCACAUCCCCACCUUGACUGAGGACCAGCCCACCCUGUGUGGAGCCACAGGGCCUGCACAGGCUCUCGUUCCUGGGGGCCCGCUCCCUGAGGGCCUGACUCUGGGGUGCCCCAGUGGCAUCCGGCGGAACCGCAGCUUCCCCACCAUGGUGGGGUCCAGCGUGCAGAUGAGGGCCCCCGUCAUCCUCACCUCAGGCAUCUUGAUGGGUGCUAAGGUCCCCAAGCAGAGCAGCUUGCGGUGAGGCCAGGGUCCUGCCUCCAGAUCGGCGUCUCCUGUCUGCUCCCUGCUUCCUGUGCCCUCGAGGACUGCUCCUGAGUUAGAUCAACCUUGUGCCUCGUGGGGAGAGUGGGACUCCAUGCAGUGUGUUCACAGGACGUGGGGACAGUGCGUCUGCUCUUCUCCAGUCCACAGGAAGCGACACCCUGCAAAGCUGCCCUCCCGUGCGGAUGCGCCUGAGCUCACGGGGAAGGUGGUGUCCUUCCUUCCUUCCUUCCUUUUAAGAAGCACUGAGAUUCCCAAGGCUGUUCCUAUCCCAUGGAUAGGGAUCUGGUGAAUUCUGCGGGCAGCCAGCAGAGCUCCUGGCCGGCAGGGAGCUGUUCUCUCUGUUGUCGGUGGCAUCACGCUCUGCGCCGCACUGCCCCGAUGGACUGUCCGUCCUUCUCUCCGUGUCUCCGACUUGAAGUCACCCGGGGUUUGUCAUCAGCUGCCGGGCACAGAGCCUGGCCUGAAAGAAUGUAUCUACACUCCAAUGCGCCACCAGGCAGCCCCUCUGCGUUCGGUGUGAUUGAUUUUUUUACAUUUUUAAACAUUUUGUUUGCAGGGAAGUCUCAGUGCUGGCACUUUUUCAUGAUGUUCUAUGACACUGAAAUGCAAAUGGCGCACACACUAAUUUGCUAAUGAUAUAGCUCAUUUCUGGGAACCAGAGUCACAGCUGGGUUGAUGUCUGACAGUUAUCCCUGUAAGGAUAGGAUCAAGGGGAAAGGGGACAAGAUCGUUAAAUCCGUACGCAGUGGAGGGGAGGAGCCGAGGCCGCCAGGGUACUCAGCAUUGCGUCCUGGGUCAAGGCGAGUCAGACCUGAUGGCUGCUCGCCCCUCUCCCCUGUGAAGGGAGCUCAGGCCCCAAGUUAGAGCUCUGUAGCCAUUCCCCGGCUGCAUUUAAUUGUUUCAAAAUCGGAAUAAGUUUCCUCCCCAACCCCAAGCCCAUGGUCUCCUCCUCCCAUUUCUGCCCAUAGGAAAAGAUCAAAGGUGCUUCUGACUGGAAGGCGUGUGAGCAAGUGAGUGGUCUGGGCCCGCCGCUGUCACCCGCUCAGUUGUGGACUUUUAUUUAUUAUCUGUGUGCUGUAUUUUAAUCGGAUGCCGUCUCCUUUCCAACUCUAGCCAGUGUGUGUGUGUGUGUGUGUGUGUGUGUGUGUGUGUGUGUGAGAGAGAGAGAGAGAGAGAGAGAAAUCCCAGCCCAGGCAUCUUAUUUAUUUACUUUUGUCUGAGGAUGGCUGUCCAUCUGUGUCACCUGUCCCAGGGAAGGAUAGCGUCCUGUACAAGAAGCUGUCACAGGACCCUCCCCACCCCAGCAAAACAUGUGUCUUUGCAUUGAGUGAGGGUUACCUUAUGUCCACCAGGGAUGCUUUGAGACGGUCCCCAAGCAGCAAGCUUCAGUCCCACUAUUUCAAACUAUUUAUUUUCCAAGCACGAGUGUGCUGGCUCAUUCUCCGCUCUCCUGUGCUGCCGGAGAGCACUCACUCCAGUAACGUACCUUUUUAUUUGAAUGUAUUUUAAAGCAGUAGCUAGAAUAGCAAAGGAAGAUGACAACCUUGGCUCUGAACGGACCGUGUCACGGGUUCCAGGAGCCGCCGUCUGCGCCGGAAACACCAUCGUCGACACGGCACUUCAUGUAGUUAGCAAACCGGCGAUCAGCACUGAGAACCACGCCCAGAAAGCGUGUUGGAAUGCAUCAAGAUCAAUAACAAUCUAUUCACUAAUGGACAUCAAUAAAACAAGCUCAAAGGAUGGACA
This is a messenger RNA of Psammomys obesus (fat sand rat), 4903 nucleotides long. It is a transcript of the gene Trak1, whose product is annotated as trafficking kinesin protein 1. Lineage: Eukaryota; Metazoa; Chordata; Mammalia; Rodentia; Muridae. Gene Ontology annotation, cellular component: dendrite. The record is from RefSeq and is a predicted model, not a curated record. The transcript has 16 exons. Gene Ontology annotation, molecular function: GABA receptor binding. Gene Ontology annotation, biological process: endosome to lysosome transport; neurogenesis; anterograde axonal transport of mitochondrion. The coding region runs from base 492 to 3134 and encodes 880 amino acids.